Messenger RNA from Sclerotinia sclerotiorum 1980 UF-70, 2310 nucleotides. RefSeq lists its product as hypothetical. Bases 1 to 2310 code for a protein of 769 amino acids. Gene Ontology annotation, molecular function: glycerol-3-phosphate O-acyltransferase activity; glycerone-phosphate O-acyltransferase activity. The transcript is spliced from 2 exons. Lineage: Eukaryota; Fungi; Ascomycota; Leotiomycetes; Helotiales; Sclerotiniaceae. Gene Ontology annotation, cellular component: endoplasmic reticulum membrane. The record is from RefSeq and is a predicted model, not a curated record. Gene Ontology annotation, biological process: phospholipid biosynthetic process.
AUGGCCAACGAGGAGCAGGUUCAUGAACACAUGCCUCAAAAGGCCAAGCACAAGGAACAAUUUCCUAUGACAAAUUGGAUAUAUGAUGUAUUUCUGUGGACAUUUUCAAUACUCGUCGACCUCUUCUUUCGUGAAGUCCAUCCGAGAGGAUCAUGGAAAGUUCCAAGACGCGGGCCUGUUAUCUUUGUAGCAGCUCCUCAUGCAAACCAGUUUGUCGACCCUCUUAUCCUAAUGCGCACGCUCCGAAAUGAAUGCCAUCGUCGCGCCGCUUUCCUUAUCGCCGCCAAAUCUAUGGGUCGAUUUAUCGUGGGUUGGUUUGCGCGUAAAGUAGGUGCGGUUCCGGUCGGAAGAGCUCUAGAUAUGGUGAAGCCUGGAUCUGGUACAAUAUAUCUACCAGACCCUAUCAAUGACCCACUUCUCAUACGUGGAGUUGGUACAAAAUUUGAUGGGAAAGAAGUACAAGUCGGAGGAUUAUUAGUUUUGCCUACCAUGGAGGGAACCGCUGCCAAUACCGAAAUAGCGGAAGUAAUUAGUGCCGAGGAGUUGAGAUUGAAGAAACCUUUCAAAGGCCGAAAUGCUAUGAUACAGCUCACCGGGCGAGACGAUGUUGACGAAAAUGGCAAGUUUGCCAAUGAGUCUGUCAAGGGUACCAAGGAAGGUUUUAGAGGAUCGAAAUACAAGACCGCUCCGAAAGUUGAUCAAACCCAAGUGUAUGAUGCCGUUUUUGAUCGCCUUAGUGGUGGUGGAGCUGUUGGAAUCUUCCCUGAAGGUGGUAGCCACGACAGGACCGAACUACUUCCCCUUAAAGCUGGUGUGGCUAUUAUGGCACUUGGAUCAUUGGCCGCUAAUCCUGAUAGUGGCCUUCAAAUUGUACCAUGUGGUAUGAACUAUUUCCACGCCCAUAAGUUCCGUUCAAGAGCCGUAAUUGAGUUUGGUAAUCCUAUCGAAGUCCCAAAAGAGCUUGUUGAGCUCUACAAAAGUGGAGACCGAAGGGGAGCAGUCAGUCAAUUGCUGGAUAUUGUAUACCAAGCUCUUGUUGCUGUCACUGUCACAAGCCCUGAUUAUGAUACCCUCAUGCUUAUUCAAGCCGCUCGGAGACUGUAUAAUCCAACCGGAAAGAAACUUCCACUUCCAAUGGUAGUUGAAUUGAAUCGGAGACUGGUUAAAGGCUAUACACAUUAUAAAGAUGAUCCACGGAUUGUGCAACUCAAAAAAUCUGUAUUGGAUUAUAACAGACAACUACGCUACAUGAAUCUUAGAGAUCAUCAGGUCGAAUACGCUAAGUUCUCUGUUCCAAGAGCUGUAUUUCUUCUGUUUUACCGCCUAGGAAAGCUAGCUGUUUUGUCUAUUGGCGUUAUUCCAGGACUUUUCUUAUUUGCACCAGUUUUCAUAGCUUCAAAAAUAAUCAGCAUCAAGAAGUCAAAAGAAGCUUUAGCUGCAUCUACAGUCAAACUUCAAGGUCGAGAUGUUAUGGCAACAUGGAAACUAUUGGUUGCCCUUGCCUUUGCACCGAUUCUAUACAACUUUUACACCAUCAGUCUUGCAUAUUGGACUUACAGAAAUAGAGUUCAAGGGUAUGUAUCUGAAUGGGUCCCAUUGUGGGCAAUCUUCGUUUUUGGAUACAUUAUCUUUCCAGCUAUUACCUUUGCAGCUCUUCGUUUCGGAGAAGUGGGCAUGGACAUUGCCAAAUCGUUACGACCUCUAAUAGUCGCUCUUAACCCAGCAUCUAGUAACGUUAUGUUCAACCUCCGUGAGCGCAGAGCACAACUCAGCUCACAGGUUACGGACGUUAUCAAUACUCUUGGCCCAGAGAUGUUCCCUGAUUUCGAUGCUUCCAGAAUAGUAGCUGAUCCUUUCAACCGUGAUGGUCUCAAGACUCCGACUUCGCCUCGUCAAAGUGAUUUACGUCGCAAUAGCAAUCAAUCUGGUAUCUCGGAUGAGUCACCACCACGUGUUCUUCACAGAAGUAAUACUGCAGGUGCAUCUAUUGGAGGUGGCUCAAGUAUGAAUGGCCAUCUUCCGCGUAACGAGUCAUUCGGAAAUCUAGGUAACAUCGCACUCUUCGCAACGCGACCACCUUCCAGGAGUCGUAGUCGCAGUAGCAGUAGUGGUGGUGCAGUAGGGUCAGCAGGAUUUCCAUUGAAGAGCUUUAGUGCGUUAGAUGGGAAAGCAAGUUUUGAUGAGGUUAGUAUGAAGAUUCGUGGAGCGAUGAAGGAGAGAGGGCAAACGAGACGGAGACAGAGUGAGGCAACAAGGGAAGAAGAAAAUGCGGCGUAUAGUAGUGAAGAUGAAGAAAGGAAACGGGUCUAG